AUGAAACGUAGUUUUGAACAUUUUUCUUCAGACUCUCUGACUAGUACUUCAAGUGGUCAUUCCCAAGCCUCUGCCGUUGUUCCUUCAUCAGCAACAACUUCAGUUGUUAGUAAUGGUACCAAUAGUAGUAGUACAAGUUCUUUUGAGAGUAUUGUUGUUGGAGAACAUUCUCCCACAUCCAUUUCCUCUAAAAAUCCAUCCAAUGGUCUCUUUUUGAUUCCUCCAACAAUAUCCACGUCGUCGAGUCUCUCAAGCCAAAGCUCAAGUACUGCUUCCGCCUCCUCUUCUCCACUCAGCCCACCCAAACUAACCCAACAAUUGUUUAGUAAUGCUAUUUGUCAAUUACAAUCUGUCAUUGCCAAUAGUACCACUCCAAGUCUGUUCUAUCAAAAUGCAAUUAGACAAAUCCUUGCCUCAACCUUCCCUCAAGUGUACUCUAGUAAUAAUAAUAUUAGUCGUUUGCCUCCAACUACUGUUCCUUAUCACCACCAAGUGACUGUAUCCGUAAUACCCUCUACAAAUACCACUACGACCAACAAUGGUAGUAGUAAUACUAAUAACCUUGUAAGAAAAGACACAAACAACUCAUCCAAUUUUGGAGUUUCUCCAACACCUUCUAGACUUUCCCUCUCAUCCCAAAACAGAAAAUCCUUUCAACAAUCAUCAUCCCAUUCCCAUAAUACAGAAGUUCAACCAGCCAAGAGGGUAAAACUGACAACUCUAACACAUCAUAUUAGACCUUUACCUUACUGUAUAAAACUUCUUAUAUUGAGUUAUAUUGAAUUACCAAUCUUACAAUAUGUAGAGUUUAGAGAACUGCCUCACCCAUUCAACAUUUCCCAAAUGGAUCAUACUAUCAAAUUAAGAAGGCAAAUGACCAAACUAAUCUAUGGCUAUUUUAGUACAGAUGUAACAAGGAGCAUCCACUUACUGUUUUCAUGCAUCGACUAUACAACACAUUGCCAAGAUUCAACUCACAACCACCACAAUUUGAAUGAUGCACUUUCUGAAGGUAGUACUAACAGUGGUAAUUCCAACAGUAUACGGUCUCCACCUCAAUCAAGCUUUUCACAUUGUCCUCUAGAGACGAUCAAACUUUCAGACAAACUUGAUAUGAUAAUGUUUAGAAGUAAAAAGUUUGUAUCGUUGAGGUUUUCAGAUUGUAACCUCAGAGGUGAAGAGAUGAAAUGUUUGUCCAAGCAAGGUGAUUGCACAAGAAUAACCCAUCUCAAGACUAUUGAUCUGAGUAAGAACCACAACUUUUCCACAAACUCCUUUAAACAUUUCCUCUCUUUCCCAGAUAAUAACGAUAUUCCAGCCACUUAUCCUAAUCUAACUUAUUUAAAUUUACUAGAAACAUCUACAGACGCUUCCUGUAUUUCAUUGGCUUGUAAAGCUUUCCCAAAGCUUCAAAUUCUUAAACACUCUUUCUCAAGUGAACAUGUUGUAGAAUACAAUAGUUGUGUGAAAGCACUGGCUUCUCUCACCCACCUACAACAACUCCACUUGGAAUGUACCUCUGGCUAUUAUGAAAUGAAUAUGAAAGAGUUGUUACAAAGCAAGUCUUUAAAGAAGAUUGCCCUCUUUGGUUUCCAAUUCUCUGAUAACAAUGUUAAUAUUAAUGCCUUCAGAUACAAUGAGUCACUAAAGAAGCUUUCCUUGACCAAUUGUUUCAUUGCCACCAAUAGAGAAAAAGUUGCAGAGUCUAUCUCAAGCAGUACCUCCAUUAGAGAAUUGAUCUUCUCUGAGAUUAAUCUUGAGAACUCUGAUAUUCAACUCUUCUCUGAGAGAAUGGACAAACUCCAAACACUUAUCAUUGGUGGUUCUGAUGCUUUCCACAUGAAUACAACUGGAUUCACAAACUUCCAUAUGUUGAAAGGGUUGCAAAAGUUCGUCAUUGAUGGCUUUAGUGACUAUUGUACACUUAACUUUGAGACUUGUAAGGCAUUCUGCCUUUCCAAUCUCACUUUCCUUGAAUUAGAUGGAUUCCAAGAGGCUGAUGACUCAUACCUUGCUCUCAUGCUUAGACAAGGUGUCAACUUGAAGGCUUUAAAGGUCAAGCAAACAAAGAUUAAUUGUAGAGACAAUGCUCUGGCUGACGCUCUCAGAAACCACAAAUGUUUAAGACAUUUGAAGCUUGAUGAAAAUGAAGCUAUUGGUGAUGCUGGUGUCUUAUUUUUGAAUAAUAAUCUUCCAUCUUCACUGGUCAAACUUGGUUUAACAAUGUGUAAUAUUAGUGAUAUUGGAGCUAAAGCUCUCCUUGCUAACAAGCAAAUUAGAAAAUUGAAAGUCAAAAUGAAUAAUAUCACUGAUGAAUCUCUCAAGUUGUUAAAGUUUAACACAAGUUUGAUUUACAUUAGUAUUGAUGCCCUAAGAAGUGAAGAAAUGGUUAGAAUUAUUGGAGAAGACAACAAGACACUGAAGCAACUCAGUGUUAUCAGCAUUCCAGUAACUGAGACAACAAUUGAAAGCCUUACAAAGAACACCUCUUUACACUAUUUAAAGAUUAAGAACUGUGACCACUUGAACAGAGAUUUGAAACAAAGAUUGAUUGAUCGUGCCUCUUUUGGAGUAAUCUUUAGAGGUAUAUUCUCAGAAGAAGCAUUCCUAUAGAUUAUCCCCCACAAUAAACAUAAAAAAACAACACGCGAUGGUACAAAACACCAUUGAG
This is a messenger RNA of Naegleria gruberi, 2671 nucleotides long. RefSeq lists its product as uncharacterized. The coding region runs from base 1 to 2613 and encodes 870 amino acids. Lineage: Eukaryota; Heterolobosea; Eutetramitea; Acrasida; Naegleriidae. The transcript has a single exon. The record is from RefSeq and is a predicted model, not a curated record.